GACAACACUGCUCGCUGUCAGUGGCGCUCAAACGGUGGCGAGUACAUUUAGUUAUCUUGAAGUAUAAUUUUGCUCCAUUGGUCAUUGCUGUCCCAUUCUUGGUAUGCUAUGAAUGGUAUUCCCAAGACCUGAUUUCAAUAGUGAAUUGCGCUGAAAGGGAUCCAUGUCUUUCCUUGUAAGUCCAUUUCAAUUUCUACCAAUAAUUGAACUGAAGGCAUUUUAUUUGUUAACCAUAAUGGCCUUUGUGAAUCAUCAUCAUUCAUUGCUGUCGGGUGUUUAUUUUCCUGUGCAAAGUUCUGCUUACUCUUGCUUGAAUUGUCUUUCCUUUUCUCCCUGUUUGUCUGUUGAUAACCCGUCUGUCUGUCAGCGUUGGGUAUCUGAGAAAUUGAGUGUGGAGAGCCUGCGGGAUUUGGAGUUAUUUGGAGGUGAGGCCCAAAGCAAAACAGAAGACGGUAAAAAGCAAUUUAAGACAGCACAGCACAAUGCCACAUGGAAGCAGUCACCCUUUAAAUGUAGUCUCUGAACAUUUUAUACAUGUAUAUGUUGGAUGACUGUCAUCUGUCACUGAGGUAGUACCUAUACAGGUUGUACUUUUUACAGACGCCUGCACCCUGGACUAGGAAAAGCUUAACCUGGAGUAUGAUAAUUAGCCCCAUGGAGUAUAUUGGUGUAGCUUGUACCUUUUUUUUGGGGCAUAUUUCUGAAAAAUUGGUGGUUGGAUGCGUUUGGUGUGUGGCUUGUGGAUGUCCAGUCGGUGGCGGCAUCGUUCUCAUCUGACCAUGCUGAUCAUGUCGUUUCGGUUGCACACUAUUUGUUGCUUCAUCAUUUUCAGUACAUUUGUGUAUAACUUUGGGUGAAGGUGUUUGUGGUCAUCUUGAUGGACGAAGCUUUACCACAUCUUUAUUUUCUUUGCUGGCCAGUCAGGGUAGAAUGUUGCUUAGUUUUUGUUUUAGGUGUGUUGUGUUCCCAUCACCCUGAAGGCCCAGCUACUGAAAUUGACCCUUCUAUAAGCUUUGCUCAUAAAAAGGUUAAAUUCAAGCUGUAAAUGUACAGGCAAACAUUUUGUGGUGGAUCUAAUUUCAUGUGACAGUCCUGUGGUCCCCUCAAGGAACCUCAACAACGAGGCUCCUUCUCAUGUUUAGUGUGUGUUCAUGUUUUCAUGUCAUUGAUGUGGUUUUUCCUAUCCCAGAGCAAGCUCAGAGACUCGCUCACAGGAAAGUAAGUGUCCUGUCACCGCAUCAUCAUGCCCAAUGUUCCUUUUGUGAUUGUGCGUGCAUGCGUGUGCGUGUUAUAUGCGGAAGCAGUUGCUGGCCUCCAGGCGUCUGCGCCCUUUCUCGGUAUGCAUGAGUCUUCACGCCGUUUGUUGACAAUGUGCUCUGAAUUUCUUUUUUUUUCCCUUUUGUCCAUUCACUGAUAGGACGUUCAGACCCGGCACUAACAUGCAUUCCUGUUGAUCUGGCAUCUAGACCUCUUGGAUGUGGAUCUCUUUAGCGCAGGUGUACCGAAUCCUGUGUGUGGCCAGGGAGUACAGUUCCCCUGCUAAUGAGCUCCAAAGGAUGUAGACAAAAUGUGUGUUUGUGAUGGUAUCACAUAGGAUGCAUGUUAGUCACAGACGCGAUGACUUAAUGACGCAACCGCUGGCGAGCUCCCUGUCGCCAGACGCGUGCAUCGUAGAUGGAUGCUGUCCCACGAGCUCUGCUGUGGCAAUGCAUGGCCACGCCCGCUCCAUCUGAUCCUGUCGCCAGAUGAGUGAUGUCGCCUGAGCAAGGGGUCUAUAGAUGUCAGUCCUUUUACUUACACAGGUUGCAGCUUGACUCCCGGAUGUAUCUGAUCAACACCCUUCACGUCACAGUGGAAACGGCCCAUGAGGACAGUCGGGAGAGUCUGACCUCUCUUCCACGUCGAGACACCAUGGGCAGCUUCCUCCCUGACAGCAGCGCCUACCAGCUCCUCACCGUUAUUGGCCAGGGUCUGGACCACUUGAUGACCGUCAACCGGGCCCGAUACAGACCCACCGGGGAGCAUGUGGCCAUACGACGGAUCGAUCUGGAGUCGUGUACAAACGACAUGGUCGCUUACCUGCAGGCCGAGCUGCACGUGUCCAAGUUAUUUCACCACCCCAGCAUCCUGCCCUACAAGAGCAUCUUCAUAGCUGAGAACGAGCUGUGGGUCAUCACCCCCUUCAUGGCCUACGGUUCUGCCAGAGAGCUCGUCAGCACACAUUUCCCUGACGGCAUGAGCGAGCUCACCAUUGCAUACAUCCUACUGGGCAUGCUCAAAGCUCUAGAAUACAUCCACCAAAUGGGAUACGUGCACAGGAGUGUGAAGGCCAGCCAUGUGCUUAUCUCAGCCGAUGGCCAGGUCUGCAUGUCGGGCCUGCGGAGCAUCUUCAGUCUGUUCCGACACGGCCAGAGAGCCAAGGUGGUGCAUGACUUCCCGCAGUACAGCGUCAAGGUGCUGCCUUGGCUCAGCCCUGAGGUGCUGCAGCAGAACCUGCAGGGCUAUGACUUCCGCUCAGACAUCUACAGUCUGGGCAUCACAGCCUGCGAGCUGGCUAACGGACACGUCCCCUUCAAAGACAUGCCAGCCACGCAGAUGCUGCUGGAAAAACUAAACGGAACGGUACCAUGCUUGCUGGACACCACCACUAUCCCACCAGAGGAGCUGUCCAUGAAGCCGUCCCGCUCCGGAGCAGACUCCGGGAUCUGCGAAGGGCCCGUAGGGGGCGGAGUCCGUCAUUCCAAUGGCGAGCCCGCCUCCUCAUCGUCGGCGGGGCACCCGUACAACCGCACGUUUUCCCCGCACUUCCACGCCUUUGUUGAGUUGUGUUUGCAACGAGACCCGGAGAAACGACCGUCUGCCUCAGCUCUCAUAGGUCAUCCUUUCUUCAAGCAGAUCAAGAGGCGUCCCUCAGAGGCGCUGCCCGAACUCUUGAGGCCCGCCUCGCCCAUCAGUAGCUCGGAGAGCUCCCAGCUGCAGCCCUCCCCGUCUGGACUGGCCAGUCUGGAAUCAGGUCUUAGCCAUCUGGAUGUGGACGACUGGGACUUCUGACGUUAGCGAGGAGAGACAUUUCUGUCGCGUUGCUCCGUGUAAAGAAAUCAACAUUACUCUGCUUGGAGGUUAAGACCUGGACAAUCGCCACAUUGCUGCUUUUGACGUCACCAGGUUUCUGAUGUUUGCUCACAAAAUCCAACAGGAGACGCUCUAAUACUCACUCAUCAUAGCCUGUGACAGCAAGUCGUCACCUCAAACUUGAAAACUUCCGGAGGAGUCCGCAUGCGUAUGCAUGUCCCUAAAUGGCCGUGUGCAUGAAUGUUACAUUGGCUUGACAGCGGGGGCAAAGCUUAGUGCUGCAAGCUGAACCUGACAAUAAAGUGAUGUUUCCACUUGACAGGUCCACACAGCUAAGAUGUUUCUUUUCUACAAAAUACAACUUUAUUCAAAAUGUACACAGACAAAGACAGCAGGGGACAACGAGGGAAAGCUAAUCUUCUUCAUCUGAUGGUGGCAGAUCGCCGGCGGCUUUGCGUUUCUCUAUCUUUGCCAUCAAUUCUGAAAAUAGAACACGUACGUGAAACAUGACCUCUUGUGCAGUGCCAGCUCAGUUCUGAGGGGCUCACCCUUGGCUGGAUUGAAGACGCCGUUGGUCUGAGUGUUGCACACGUAGCAGCGCUUGGACUUGCGGUAAUGCUGAAGAGCGCAGGCCUCACAGAAGUAAUGGCGGCACCUAGUAGGAGUGGACUGCUUAGAACUUUAUAGUACUGAUGUCGUCUGUACGGGGUUAAGAAAAGUAGCCGCUUACUUUGUGAUGAUGGGACUCUUGUAGGACUCCCUGCAGAUGAAGCACUUAAAGGGCAGGUCCUCCUCAUCACUGCUCACCUCAUAGUUCUCCUCUUCUACAUGACAGCACAAUGUUGACUCCAUAAGAAAACACUUGUUUGAUUUCACAGCAGGAAGACUUGAGCUCACCGUUUGCGCCGUAUCUGCCCUCCUCCAGCUCCCUUUCGAUCUGCCAGCCGUGCUUGUAGUCGGACCUGUCGUGAAGGAACUUGCAGCUGUCUGAGAUAAGAAGAUCAAUAUGAAAGAUCUCACACGCCAGCUGUUUUAAUGAUCUCCUUUUACCUCCAAAACCGCAGAAACCCGUCUCCUUGUAGUCUUUGCAGAUGUCUGGCUGGUAGUCCCACCUGACUGUGGCUCGCAGGUGUUCAGGGGCUCGGAUCGGGCCUUUCCUGUUAACACAAGAAAAGGAGGUGGUAAGUGUUGGCUACACAAUAGUGGUGGUAACGCGGACAACGUCUCUGCUCACCUGACCAUGCCUGAGGAUGCGUUGCCCAUGGUGGUGUCUUUUGGUUUGAUAUAUUUCUGGUAGUUGUUGAUGCCACGGUAGAUUUUAUCGUCCUCUUUGCCCUCCAGCUCCUGUCAUCAUCCAGCAAGCCCAUUUUAGUCACACUUCAAUGCGUUCUCACAGAAUAUAUCAAAAGAUUUCAGAAAUAGUCAACUACAUCAUUGGUUCCUGAACUUUUUACAGUCGCAUACCCCUUCAGACAUUUGACAAGUAGCACCUACUCCUGCACACUUAAAAAAAAAAAAAAAGCUUUUUAUUUCAAUUAACUUGAAAUAUGCCCGCUGGACUGUGUGUGGAUUGGAGCACCACUAUAAAUGGUAAAGAUUAAACACUCUUAAUGCACAAAAUAAUCAAACUUGUUUGCUCUGCUCCUUUCGCUG
Dunckerocampus dactyliophorus (ringed pipefish) is the source of this 4725-nucleotide messenger RNA. RefSeq names its product STE20 related adaptor alpha (gene strada). NCBI's taxonomy places the organism in Eukaryota, Metazoa, Chordata, Actinopteri, Syngnathiformes, Syngnathidae. Gene Ontology annotation, molecular function: ATP binding; protein kinase activity; protein serine/threonine kinase activator activity. The transcript has 11 exons. The record is from RefSeq and is a predicted model, not a curated record. The coding region runs from base 1753 to 3051 and encodes 432 amino acids. Gene Ontology annotation, biological process: protein phosphorylation.